CCGACCUGACGUUACGUGACGUCAGAAACGUCAGAAGCGGCCCUGAUAGAUGAGCGCGCGUGCUUUUAUUCUAAGGGGUUCGGGACUCUCACAUCGACUGGACUUGAACUAAAAUUCAAGAAAUCAGAUAACAGGAUGGGUAACGGAAGGAGGUGUAGAAGGUUUGGGAACCAUCACAGUCUCAGCUGACGUGCUACGACGGACAAAGAUGUCAAUUGCUGCGGAGCAGCCAAAGCAUUGCCCUGACUGUGGAGAGCUGUGUGGUUUUGGAGAUGUACUGAAGAACCACACAUGCCAAAUGAUUUGUCUGACUCCAAGACGGAAGUCAGAAGGGGCUCUGAUGGCUCUUCCUGCCAUGAUGCAGAGCUCCUCUUCUCUGGUGAACAGUGAACUCAGCCAGCCCUUACAUCUGGAUCUCAUGGAUGCACUAAGCCCAGCUCCUUCAUCCACUGCUCCUCUUGCUCAUCUGCUUGUCCACCAGUGCACUCCAUCACUCCUUUCCUCCUCUGCUGCCUCUCCCUCAAUCCCUCCAUUCUCCAGACCUGAACAAGCACUAGCACAGAUGAGCACACCAUGGCUAGCCAGAUUAGCCAUGGAGGCUGGGCUCCAGCAGCUGACCCUGGAUGUUCAGGAGCACGUGUCCAUGCGACUGGGAUCCUUGCAGGAAGAUGUGAAGAAGAGGAGUGCGGAGGUGCACAGGGCUCGAAGGGAAAGUGAGAGAAUGGAGAAGGAAAAGCAGGAAGCAGAGGAGAAGACGGCUCAGCUGGAGCGCCAGGUAGAGGUAUCGGUGGAUAUGCUAGCCAACCUGAGGCACGAGCUGAUGGAGCGGGAAGAGGAGCUCAGCCUCAAACAACAAGAAGUUUGUGAUUUGAACCAAUUUGUCCAAGAGACUGCUCAGAAGGAAGCGGGUGCUAAGAUCCGCCUGCAGAGAUUCAUCGAGAAUCUGUUGGUGAGAGCAGAGAGAGCAGAGCGACAGCUGCAGGAGCUGCACACACACUCAUAUACACACACACACACCAGCACUGUGUCACCAGACGGAUCCUUCACAGCUGCCAGAGGAGCAUUACACCGGAGGAGCUACAGUGAGUCAGGGAUUUCCAGAUGCUGCUAUUCACGAUGUGAUCAAGCAGGAAGUCCAGUUCACAGGUCACGGAGGUGUGAGGAGCUUAGUGAGCCACAGUGUUACCAGAGGAACCCAUCAGACAUAGAGGCUGAUUCAGACAGCUGGUCUGUCUAUAGCACUGAUUCACAGGAGGGUCUGCAGCAGCAUUAUGGAACAUACAACAAGAGAGAUCACGCCGCAUUCCACUGCCACUCUUUUCGUCAUGACCGAUCAGUAUUGUGUUCAAAACGAAUAAAGAGAAGGGCGUGGCUUUUCUGCGUCUUUCCUUACCUGGACACACACUCACUCCUCAUUGCUGCAGAGGUGUGUAAGGAUUGGUUGAGUGUUGCCCGUCACCCUGGAGUGUGGACCAGGGUAACACUAGAAAAUGACCGCAUUUCAUCAAAGUUUAUGGUGACUAUGGCUCAAUGGUGUAGUCAGACACACACGCUCAUUCUACACCACCUUAAACCUCGCUCUCGUGCCAAGAAAGAGACUAAAGAGGAGUAUCUGAAGAACACAAGAGGAUGUCUGGAGGAGGGGCUAGAGGCGGUGCUAAGAUCAACAGGGCGGAGUCUUAUAUCUUUGACCAUCUCUCACUGCCCCAACAUUCUGACGGACAGGACACUGUGGCUUGUCAGCUGCCACUGCAGAGCUCUGCAAACACUUACUUACAGGAGCUCAUCAGACCCUGUGGGUCAGGAGGUCAUCUGGGCUUUAGGGGCUGGAUGCCGAGACAUCACCAGCCUGAACAUUGCACCUCUACAGCCAUGCCAACAGCCCAGUCGCUUUAGUAACCGCUGCUUGCAGACGAUUGGCCGAUGUUGGCCUCACCUGCGUCAGGUUGGAGUGGGUGGAACCGGCUGUGGUCUUCAGGGAUUAACCUCUUUAGUGAGGAACUGCUCCAAGGUGUGUGUGUUGGAGUUGGACCACAUGAGCGAGAUUAGCCAACAGGGGGCAGUAGAGCUGUGCGGGGAAGGACUACAGCAGUUACACACACUUAUCUUCAGCUACACACCUGUUACUGCCAAAGCCAUCCUGCAUUUUCAUAGUGUGUGUUUGAAGCUGAAGUGUAUCAUUGUGCUCAUGAGUUCUGCUGAUUAUUUUGAUGACCCUGAGAGUGAAGAAGCGAAGAGAAUUUUCAAAGAGAUGAUCGGCAGCCUGCAGGCACUGAAGAAGAGACCUGGCUUGUCAGGCAUCCUUCAAGUCAGAGUGGACCAGUGUGGCAUUCUGGCUGGCUCUUAAAGAAACCACACACACUCACACAAACACAUACACUCACCCACACACACACAAACAAACAAACACACACACACACACACACACACACACACACACACACACACACACACACACACACACACACACACACACACACACACACACAUGAACAAUUAGAUUUGCACUCACUGAUAAACACAUAAAAACACUGCACUUUAUUCUCCAUGCAAAGACACAUUCAGCUCCACACACUAAAAUGCACACCUACACUUUGUAUAUAAACAUACACACUUACUGCACUUUAUUCUGCACACUCAAAUUCACUCCUAAACCUACGCACACAUACAUACACCUAUACAUACACACACUACAAAUUUCUUUGCACUCCUACAACUCUGUGGUAACACACACUGUACAAACACACAUACACACACACCACACACCAAACACAUACAGUACACUGCACUUUAUUUUCCACGCACAGAUACUCUGACACACACAUACUCCUAUGCAUCCCCAACUCCACACACACACACAAACA
Molecule: messenger RNA, 2864 nt
Organism: Tachysurus fulvidraco (yellow catfish)
Lineage: Eukaryota; Metazoa; Chordata; Actinopteri; Siluriformes; Bagridae
Product: F-box only protein 41
Exons: 14
Coding region: 209-2347 (712 amino acids)
Molecular function (GO): protein binding
Source: RefSeq, a predicted model, not a curated record